AUGGCCUCCAGCGCUGUCCAGAAAUUCCGCCCGGUGGUGAUCUCAGGGCCUUCGGGCACUGGUAAAUCCACGAUUCUCAAAAGGCUCUUCGCCGAGACCCCGAAUACUUUCGGCUUCAGCGUUUCGCACACUACUCGUGCCCCUCGCCCCGGUGAACAGGACGGAGUCGCCUACAACUUUGUCUCUAAAUCCGACUUCCUCGAUCUCGUUUCCAAAGAUGGCUUUAUAGAGCACGCUGAGUUUGGCGGCAACCACUACGGUACUAGCAAACAAGCCGUGAAGACCGUUGCAGAGCAGGAGCGGAUCUGUGUUCUUGAUAUCGAGAUGGAGGGUGUGAAGCAAGUCAAGCUCAGUGAUCUCAACGCUCGCUUCCUGUUCCUGGCACCACCGUCCCUUGAGGAGCUGGAGCGUCGCCUGCGCGGCCGCGGUACGGAGACCGAGGAUAGCCUGAACAAGCGCUUGGCACAGGCAAAGAAUGAGCUCGAGUAUGCGAAGCAGCCGGGUGCCCACGACCGGAUUGUUGUCAAUGACGAUCUCGAGAAAGCCUACAUCGAAGUGAGGGAUUGGGUGGUGGAUGGUGGCCGAUUUGGAGCGCCACAAUAG
This is a messenger RNA of Penicillium cinerascens, 603 nucleotides long. RefSeq names its product guanylate kinase. Gene Ontology annotation, molecular function: GMP kinase activity. Gene Ontology annotation, biological process: purine nucleotide metabolic process. The record is from RefSeq and is a predicted model, not a curated record. The coding region runs from base 1 to 603 and encodes 200 amino acids. The transcript has 4 exons. NCBI's taxonomy places the organism in Eukaryota, Fungi, Ascomycota, Eurotiomycetes, Eurotiales, Aspergillaceae. Gene Ontology annotation, cellular component: cytosol.